Molecule: messenger RNA, 4203 nt
Organism: Nematolebias whitei (Rio pearlfish)
Lineage: Eukaryota; Metazoa; Chordata; Actinopteri; Cyprinodontiformes; Rivulidae
Gene: phka2
Product: phosphorylase kinase, alpha 2 (liver)
Exons: 31
Coding region: 354-4043 (1229 amino acids)
Biological process (GO): glycogen metabolic process
Cellular component (GO): phosphorylase kinase complex
Molecular function (GO): calmodulin binding
Source: RefSeq, a predicted model, not a curated record
AAAAUGGCGCCCUCUUUCGGUCAGCGGCGGAACAAGAACAAAAUGUUCAGAAUGGAUGUUUCACUCUGACAGACCGUCCUCCCACUCUGACACCUCUAAAUAACAACUUCCUUCUGGACCUCUGCUUCCGUAGAUUUAAACUCAGGCUGUUAAUUUAAUUCAGUGUGUUAAUUUGGUCUAAAAACAGCUGGAAGCUACCCAGCUAGCCGAGCUUUAGCACCUUGAGCAGCCUCUGGAGGUCACCGGGCUGAGGAGGACCGGUCUUGCAGAAAGCUAGCUGUCGCUACAUUAACCGUCUUCUGUCCCGGGGGGUCUGCAGCAGGGAGACAGGUGGUGUCAGGCGACAGGUGAGGAUGAGGAGCCGCAGCAACUCCGGAGUGAGGCUGGACGGCUAUGCCAGACUGAUCCAGGAGACCAUCUUAUGUCACCAGAACCCGGUGACUGGACUUCUCCCCGCUAGCAUCCAGAAAAAGGACGCCUGGGUCAGAGACAAUGUGUACAGCAUCCUGGCCGUGUGGGGGCUGGGCAUGGCCUACAGGAAGAACGCAGACCGCGACGAAGACAAGGCCAAAGCUUACGAGUUGGAGCAGAGUGUGGUGAAACUGAUGCAGGGCCUUCUGCAGUGCAUGAUGAGACAGGUGGACAAGGUGGAGAAGUUCAAACACACCCAGAGUACGAAGGACUGCCUGCACGCCAAAUAUAACACAGCCACCUGUUCCACGGUGGUUCGAGACGACCAGUGGGGACACCUCCAGGUGGACGCCACCUCCAUUUACCUGCUGAUGCUCGCACAGAUGACAGCUUCAGGCCUCCACAUCAUCUCAAACCUCGACGAGGUAGCUUUUAUCCAGAACUUGGUUUUCUACAUCGAGGCAGCCUACAAAGUGGCGGAUUAUGGGAUGUGGGAGCGAGGCGACAAAACCAACCAGGGAAUCCCGGAGCUCAAUGGCAGUUCUGUAGGGAUGGCUAAGGCAGCUCUGGAGGCCAUCGAUGAGCUGGAUCUGUUCGGCGUUCGAGGAGGACCAAAGUCUGUCAUCCAUGUUCUGCCUGAUGAAGUGGAGCACUGUCAGGCCAUCCUGUGCUCCAUGUUACCGAGAGCCUCCACAUCCAAGGAGAUCGACGCCGGUCUCCUGUCUGUCAUCUCCUUUCCCGCCUUCGCGGUGGAGGAUGCAGACCUGGUGGCCAUCACCAAGUCAGAGAUUAUAAGCAAACUGCAGGGUCGCUAUGGCUGCUGCCGCUUCAUCAGAGACGGAUAUCAUUGUCCUAAAGAGGACCCGACCCGACUCCACUACGAUCCGGCAGAACUCAAACUGUUCGAGAACAUCGAGUGUGAGUGGCCCGUGUUCUGGACUUACCUCAUCCUGGACGGGAUCUUUGCUGGAGAUCAUGUGCAGGUUGAGGAGUACCGGGAGGCCCUGGAAGGUGUUUUAAUUCGAGGGAAGAACGGCAUCAAACUGUUGCCCGAACUUUACGUUGUUCCCCCUGACAAGGUGGAAGAGGAGUACAGCAACCCUCACAGCGUGGACAGAGUGGCCAUGGGUCAGCUUCCACACAUGUGGGGGCAGUCGCUCUACAUUUUAGGCUGUCUUCUGGCUGAGGGAUUUUUAGCUGCGGGAGAGGUUGAUCCUCUCAACAGGAGAUUUUCCACACACUUCAAACCAGAUGUUGUGGUACAAGUUUGUGUCCUCGCGGAGUCGAAGGAGAUCCAGGAGUUGUUAAGAGACCUUGGGAUUGCGGUCCAGACGAUAUCAGAAGUUCUGCCCAUCAGGGUCAUGCCUGCUCGCAUCCUGAGCCACGUCUACGUCAGACUCGGAAACUGCAAGAAGCUGAAUCUGAGCGGGAGGCCCCACAGACACAUCGGAGUCCUGGGAACAUCCAAGUUCUACGAGAUCAGAAAUCGAUCCUACAUUUUCACCCCUCAGUUUCUGGAUCAGCAUCACUUCUACCUGGCCCUGGACAACCAGAUGAUCGUGGAGAUGUUACGAACGGAGCUGGCCUACCUGUCUUCCUGCUGGAGGAUGACGGGACGGCCCACUUUGACCUUUCCCAUCACUCGCAGCAUGCUGGUUGAAGAUGGAGAUGCUGUAGAUCCCUGCAUCGUAUCAACUCUGAGGAAACUGCAGGACGGCUACUUUGCAGGAGCGAGGGUGCAGAUGUCGGACCUCUCCAAUGUUCAGACCACUUCUUUCCACACUCGCCUCACCUUCCUGGAUGAAGACAACGAUGACCUGUUUGACGACAUGGAGGAGGAAGACAACGAGUUCAACCCCUCUGACCUCCCCGAUGAGGGCUCUAAGGACGUGUUUGACCAGUACCUCACGCAGAUCCUCCACAGCACCACCUCCUCCAAACGCCACCUUCCUCCCAUCCAGAGGGGGCAGCACCAUGUCUUCAGUCCUGAGCACACCACCAGAGACAUCCUGUCUUUCAUGGCUCAGGUCCAGGGCCUAAAAAUGCCCAAGUCCUCCUUGUAUCUACCGGUGACUCCGGUCAUGAGCAAGCACCGCAAAUCUCUUAACCUUCUUGUAGCUCCUCAUCCUCCUCCUGGACCACAGGCCUUGCAGCCCAAGCACCUGAGCAUUUCGGACCUGCACCUGCCACGAGACUCUCAGGGGAACACGGACUUUGCAGCGCUGGUGAAGCAGCUGAAGGAGUGUCCCACUCUGCAGGACCAAGCUGAUAUCCUCUACAUUUUUUAUGUUUUAAAAGGAGCUGAUUGGGUGGUGGAGUUGUCGGGCCCGGGUCAGGGUGGGGUCACCGUGCGUUCACUGUUGGAGGAGCUGUACAUCCAGGCUGGAGCCUGCAAAGAGUGGGGGCUCAUCAGAUACAUCUCUGGUGUUCUGCGCAAGAGAGUGGAGGUCCUCGCCGAGGCGUGCACAGACCUGAUCUCCCAUCACAAGCAGCUGACUGUAGGCCUGCCGCCUGAACCACGAGAACAAGUGAUCACGAUGCCUCUUCCUCCAGAAGAGCUGAACACUCUGAUUUAUGAAGCCAGCGGUCAGGAUAUCAGCAUAGCUGUUCUUACGCAGGAAAUUAUGGUCUACCUGGCCAUGUACGUGCGCUCGCAGCCCGCUCUGUUCGGAGACAUGCUCCGCCUCCGAAUUGGACUCAUCAUGCAGGUGAUGGCCACGGAGCUGGCUCGCAGCCUGCACUGUUCUGGGGAGGAGGCGUCUGAGAGUUUGAUGAGCCUGAGUCCGUUCGACAUGAAGAACCUGCUGCAUCACAUCCUCAGCGGCAAAGAGUUCGGAGUCGAGAGAAGCAUGCGUCCGAUCCAGUCCACCGCAACCAGUCCUGCAAUCUCCAUCCAUGAGCUGGGUCACACUGGAGCCACCAAGACUGAGCGCACAGGAAUCCACAGGUUAAAGAGCGAGAUCAAGCAGAUCUUCAGUGGCGGUCAUUCCUUGAGUAGCAAUGUCACUUCCCCUCGCUCAACGCGCUGCAGCAGCCCCUCCACCCCCAGCGGCAUACUGUCCCCCGUGGGUCACGGUCCAGGAGACGGCCACUUCCACUGGGAGGAGAAGCAGGGCCAGUGGCUGAGGCGGCGCCGACUGGACGGAGCCAUCAACAGAGUCCCCAUGGGUUUCUACCAGAAGGUGUGGAAGAUCCUGCAGAAGUGCCACGGCCUGUCGCUCGACGGAUACGUCUUACCGUCCUCCACCACGAGAGAGAUGACAGCAGGGGAGAUCAAGUUUGCAGUGCAGGUGGAGUCUGUCCUGAACCACGUCCCUCAGCCCGAGUACCGGCAGCUGCUGGUGGAGACCAUCAUGGUCCUGGGCCUGGUGGCGGACGUAGACGUGGACAACAUCGGAGGAAUCAUCCACGUGGAUCGAAUUUUACAUUUGGCCAACGACCUUUUCCUCAACGAUCAGAAAUCCCUCAGUGCCAGCGAUUAUUUCCUGGAGAAGGACCCGGCCACCGGGAUCUGCACCUUUUUUUACGACAGCGCCCCGAGCGGCAGCUACGGCACCAUGACGUACCUCUCCAAGGCGGUGACCACGUACGUGCAGGACUUCCUGCCCGGCUCCAGCUGCCUGAUGCAGUGAAGAAGAAAACUUUCAUCACGUUGGACUUAUUCUGACUUCUGAAUGUUCUGCUGCAGCAUCCCAGAUUCAGCAGCUUUUUAUUUUGUCGUCAGUCUGCCGUUUAAAUAUUUAUUAACUUAAGUUUGACAGUGUUUAAAUUUAAAUGUGUAAAGACACGAGC